Molecule: messenger RNA, 5847 nt
Organism: Xyrauchen texanus (razorback sucker)
Lineage: Eukaryota; Metazoa; Chordata; Actinopteri; Cypriniformes; Catostomidae
Product: catenin delta-2-like
Exons: 22
Coding region: 274-3696 (1140 amino acids)
Biological process (GO): dendritic spine morphogenesis; cell-cell adhesion; cell-cell junction assembly
Cellular component (GO): nucleus; postsynaptic density; cytoplasm
Molecular function (GO): cadherin binding
Source: RefSeq, a predicted model, not a curated record
AGACAGAUCAGGCGCUGCUGCUGUGUUCGUGGCUACCCACCGUAGUUUUGCGGUCUCCAUCUAUCCCCUCGUUUUCCUUGGAUACCUAGCGGAUGCUACUAUAUCCACAGCAUACCAGCAUCUCUUCUCGAAAGUCCGCUUUCAAGUCGUCGGUAAUGAUUUUCGUCUGUCACUACAUCUGAACUGUCGGCAAUAAGCGGAAGCAAGAAGAGCGUUUGUUCCACUAGACAUCAUUCGAAUUCUUGAUGCUGUUGUUUUGGUUCUGAAGAAGGAAUGCCAGUACCAGACCAGACCUCAGACACAGACAAUUCCAAAAUGUUGAGCCCAGUCCUGAACGCCUCCAAUGGAGAUGGAUCUGAGACAGAGACCACCUCUGCCAUCUUAGCCUCUGUUAAAGAACAGGAGCUGCAAUUUGAGCGACUGACGAGAGAGUUGGAGGCUGAGAGACAGAUUGUUGCCACCCAGCUGGAGAGAUGCAAGUUGGGAUCUGAGACCGGAAGCAUGAGCAGCAUCAGUUCUGCCGAUGAGAAGUUUCGCUGGAACAACCAAGACAGACAAAAGGACAUAGAGGAAGAGCUCACCACAGGUCUGGAACUUGUGGAUUCCUGCAUCCGAUCUCUUCAAGAGUCUGGUAUUCUGGAUUCACAGGAAUUCAAUACAGGACCAGGCAGUCUCUCUCAGAGUGCUUUGCAGCUCAAUAAUCAAGAGGGCACCUUUCCCUAUCCAGUCAGUUACCAUAGCAACCACACCCUGGCCCUCGGCGACCUGUCGGCCACCCAGCCCCCUCGCAGUGGUCAGGUGGGAGGAGCCUUACAUAGCUAUAAUCAGGUGACAUCUAAUCACGCUGCCCAGCCGGCUGCCAGAGAGACAGCCUCCCGGGCCCAUUCUCGAGACUCCUUUGCCCAGGGUCAUGGCAGUGCAUUCCACAUGCCUGAUGCUCAGCCACCAGCCUCUGUAAACUAUUCCUGCUCAACUCUACCAGCCCAGCGAGUGAGUUCUCCCUUUUCCAUGCAGGCUUUGGGCUCCCCCUCCAAACUCCAGAGGCUGGGCUCAGCCGCCGACAUGCCCAGCUACGCUACUCUGGCGCGGGUGUCUUCGCCCAAGCAGUCCCCGAGCCGGUUGGCCAAGUCCUACAGCACCAGCUCUCCCAUCAACAUGGUAGGUGGAGGGUCGUCCGCUUCACCUCUGCACAUGGCUGCCGGAGCGGGCAAUGUCUCCACAUCAUCUCCGUUACACCAGAUCAGCGCUGCUGUAGGAAGCUACGCCACUCUGUCUCCAAAGCGUAUGCUCCACUCCAACGAUCAGUACAAGAUCUCUCAUGAUCUGUAUGCCAAUGCCACUCUCCAGAGGCCUGGCAGUCUGGCAGGGUCCAGAGGUUCAUACAGCAGUCAGCACAGUCACCUGGGCUCAGAGCUUAGACCCCUGCAGUCGCCUGAGCACCACAUCGACCCUAUUUAUGAGGACAGAGUCUACCAGAAAGCUCCUUUGAGGAACUUUAACCAAGGCCAGGCCCCUUCCUCUCCUGGUGUUGACUCCAUACCCUUGCAGCGCACAGGAAGCCAGAAUGCAACAGGAACGUUCCCCCGUUCCGGCUAUGCCACUGGCCCUGGUGCCUCCACCGCAGACUACGCCAACCCCUACCGUACACUACAGUUCUGCCCCUCUACUGACUCCCCCUACAGUAAACCAGGGCCUGCUCUGCCCCCGGAGGCAACACUGGUCAGGUCUCCCUCCGUGGACAGCAUCCAGAAGGACCCCAGGGAGUUUGGCUGGAGGGAUCCUGAACUGCCUGAGGUCAUCCAAAUGCUGCAGCACCAGUUUCCAUCGGUACAGUCCAACGCUGCUGCCUACCUUCAGCAUUUGUGCUUUGGAGACAACAAGAUAAAAUCAGAGAUACGGAGGCAGGGAGGGAUACAGCUUCUGGUGGACUUGCUGGAUCACCGCAUGACUGACGUGCACAGGAGUGCCUGUGGUGCACUCAGGAACCUAGUUUAUGGCAAGGCCAAUGAUGACAACAAAAUCACCUUAAAGAACUGCGGUGGGAUCCCUGCGCUCGUGAGACUCCUGCACAAGGCUACAGACAUGGAGAUCAGAGAGCUGCUCACAGGUGUGCUGUGGAACUUGUCCUCAUGCGAUGCUCUGAAGAUGCCCAUAAUUCAGGAUGCUCUUGCAGUGCUGACCAACACAGUCAUUAUUCCUCACUCAGGCUGGGACACCUCCCCCCACCAGGACGACCGCAAGCUGCACAUGCAUUCCUCACAGGUGCUCCGCAAUGCAACUGGUUGCCUCAGGAAUGUGAGCUCAGCUGGAGAAGAGGCCCGCCGAAGGAUGAGAGAGUGUGAGGGGCUGACUGACGCUCUGCUCUAUGUCAUACAGACAGCCCUGGGCACCAGUGAUAUCGACAGCAAGACCAUCGAGAACUGUGUGUGUAUCCUGCGGAACCUGUCGUACAGGUUGGCGGCGGAGACAUCACAGGGACAGCAGAUGGGAUCAGAGGAGCUGGAUGGGGUUCUUUGCACCGAUGCCAGCGGGAAGGAUGCAGAGAGCUCCGGCUGCUGGGGAAAGAAGAAAAAGAAAAAGAAGAGCCACGAUCAGUGGGAUGGUGUUGGGCCUUUCCCAGACUCCAGUGACCCUCCUAAGGGACUGCAGAUGCUGUGGCACCCAUCCAUAGUGAAACCGUACCUCACUCUGCUGUCUGAGUGCUCUAACCCGGACACACUGGAGGGAGCGGCUGGGGCUCUACAGAACCUGGCAGCAGGUAGCUGGAAGUGGUCGGUGUAUAUUCGUGCAGCAGUACGAAAAGAGAAAGGAUUGCCCAUUCUGGUGGAGCUGCUGAGAAUAGACAAUGAUCGGGUAGUGUGUGCUGUGGCCACAGCUCUCCGAAACAUGGCCCUUGAUGUCCGGAACAAGGAGCUCAUUGGCAAGUAUGCCAUGAGGGAUCUGGUUCAUCGUCUACCAGGGGGAAACAAUAACAACAGCUCUGGCACCGGCAGCCCCAGCAAGAGCAUGUCUGAUGACACUAUCACGGCGAUCUGCUGCGCAUUGCAUGAGGUCAUCACCAAGAACAUGGAAAACACCAAGGCCCUUCGUGACGCCGGUGGCAUUGAGAAACUCAUCGGCAUUGCCCGCAGCAAAGGAGAUAAACACACACCAAAGGUGGUGAAAGCAGCAUCCCAAGUCCUCAACAGCAUGUGGCAGUACAGAGAUUUGCGAAGCCUCUAUAAGAAGGAUGGCUAUUCUCAGUAUCACUUUGUUGGCUCUUCAUCUACAAUCGAGAGGGACAGACAACGACCUUAUUCCUCCUCUCGCACUCCAUCUAUCUCUCCUGUACGGACCUCACCCAAUAAUCGAUCAGCAAGUGCCCCCACGUCCCCUCGAGACAUGUUGAGUUUGAAGGAGAGGAAGACAGACUAUGAGUCCAAUUCUGGUUACCAUGGAAACAAGGGCGAGCACACCUCCAGAAAAGAUGCCAUGGCAGCUCAGAUCUCCAGUGGAACAUCUACUCUGUUCCGAGGUGCUUACAUGUCUCCAGGUGAUGACAUUAAACAUAACCAGGUCUCAGCUCAAGGCAACCCUCCAGAGGCCUAUCCUCCCUUCCAGACCCCCCAGGAGCCAACUUUGAGGAGCCAUACUAUGAGGACCAAGCGCAUAAAUGCCCCCCACCCCCCACCGAUGGCACCAUGCACCUGGGACUGAAGUCCACAGGGAACUAUGUGGACUUUUAUUCAGCGUCACGCCCUUACAGUGAACUCAACUACGAGACGAGCCACUACCCUGCCUCGCCGGACUCCUGGGUGUAGUAACAUAAAAGCAGGCUGGAGGCUGAUCUAUGAACACAAUACACAAGACCAGCCCGGCAUGUGCAUGAACUCCAGUAGACAUCUCACACAUGUAUACCUUCAGUUUGGUUCAGUGCUCGCACCACUGCUGGCUGCCACUCAGCCUGUGAGCAAAGUUAAAAAAGUGCUAAAAGAAGAGGAGGUUUUAGGGAAUGGAUUUCCAAGAGGGUCAAUUAAUGUUUUUAACUGAAUGGACCACUAGACCUUUGAUGUUUUUUUCAAAGCAGUGGAGAGAAUCGAAAUGAAAAACGGAUGUAAAUGGGAAAGCAGUAAAUAUGUGGCACAGAGAUGGGAUGUUUAUGUGAAGCACAAGAAAACAAAAUUCAACAUAAGCAAAGGAAGUAAUUUUCACACAAUUUAUUACAUUUCUUUACAUUAAACCAUGCUUUUUAUGGAGUGAUCUCUCACAAUCUUAGCCUUUAUAUCUUUUUCUUUCAUGUUUUUUAUUUUAUUAUUAUUUGCUUGUUUUUUGUACCUCCUUUUUAACUUCUUUGGUGUAAAGUACUUGUAUAUUACAGAUGUAGAUACAAGGUGCAUUGUGUAUAUUACGCAAAGACACAGUAGUGUCCUCCCCCGUGGCUCAUUAUGUCAUUUUAUUUUCCUGUAUUUUAAAAGCGAAAGGAAAAUACACUCACUCAACUCCAGCAUUCUCUUCUAUGUAUGUGUAAGAUAUGCAGCAGAAUGGAUAUAAUUCAAAUGUUUAGUGUGCACUUAUGUGAUUUUUUAUUUUUUUUUCUUACAAAUAACUGAUGACAGAGCAUCACUGCCUGGACAGAGUUUAACGCCAACAAUAAGAACACAUUCAGGCCUGUUUGUCCAUUUUUCUCUACUCUGCAGAUUUAGACAACCCCUUAUUCUAUAAGCAAUUGGGUGAUCUGUUCUUAGUUUUGUCAAAUGUGCCAAAUGUGGUAAUCUCUGAUCUGGGAUGCUGUAGAGCUGCCGUUGAAGUUACAUUUAAUGACAAGUCAUCGGUUGUCAUAUCACACGGCCCAUUUGUAAAUGCAUUUUUUUUUUUUUAUGUGUUUCAACAGCAUUCCCACUGAAGUGGAGGGACAUGAUCUUUGAGAGCUACUUUCCCUCCAAAGAUGUACAUUUCGUUUAUGCUGUGUUGUAACAAAGGCAUUUGCAAAAUCAGCUUUUUUUUCUUCCAGAAAUCAGUGGUUCUUAAGCUCAUCGUUGACAAAUCUGUCAAAAGAGUAUGGAUAUAUAUUAUAUAAAUACAAAUCUAUAUAAACUUGUAUGUGCUGAUGUCACCUAAUACAGAAACAUUGCAAGGAAAAUUGCUAGUUAAAAAAAGCAUAGGAUUUGUUCAAUUUCCAAUCCAAAUGUUGACCUCCUGUUGUCAUAUUAUUGCUAUGUAAAAAAACAAAAAAAGAGACCAGGGCUCAGGGCACACAGAGGACAGAUGUGAUAAUGCUUCUAUCGUUGACUUGAAAAGGUGCUAAAAGUACAGUAUGCUCACUUUAACGCCUUUUGGUGUUGCUACAUGUACCUUAUAUUAAAGCAGCUUGAAUGUGUCUCAUCCUUAGUGAAAUCCCAUAAUGUCUUUGAUCCCUGUAAAGCAUAUAGAUGCACCUAAAAACAAAAUUGUUGUUGUUUCUGUUCUGUUGUAUAUCUCAUUUUACUUUUGCUUGGCUGGAGAAGGAGGGUGAAAACUCUAUAGUGAACAGAACCAAAAGGAUAACAGAGAAGAAUCGCUAUAAUUUUUAUGUGAUUUAAAAUGUUGAUGAUAAUGUCAUGAUAACAAGCCCUGGUCUUCCCUUCAUAUCAUUUUAAAAUUAGAGAUGAUCGUUUGUUGCAAGGAUUCAGGAUCUAACCCCCAAACUCGCAUAUCUUUCUGCACCAUUGAUAGUGAAACGUCUGAGGAUAAGCUUAAUAUCUGUGAAAAAGUAGACAUAUCAGACAACUUGUAUUAAAGAUGUAAGUAAAACUUUUUUCUGUUGCUAGACAGUGUUUGAGAGAAUUGUGAACCUUUUUAAUGCCAGGUUGCAACUGCUAUAUAAACUAA